CAUACUUGGCAUUUAUUGUCUUUAUUGUCUUCAACCUGAUCAUAUGAGUGAUGCAUUUUGCUCUAAUUUACCAUGUUUUGUGUUUGUUGUCUUCAUAGAUGCCUCAACACAUAAUAUACUGAAGAAGAUCACAGCCAUCGUUGGUGAAACUGUCAUUCUGCCCUGCAAUAUCACUCUCAGCGAUGACCUGCCCACAAUCGAGUGGUCCAAAGACGAUCUUUCUCCGAACAUCAUCUUCCUGUAUCGGGACGGCUGUGAGACCUUUGAGAUGAAGCAUCCGGACUUCCGGUUCAGGACAAACCUGCUCAUGACUGAACUGAAGCAUGGAAACCUCUCACUGAGGAUUUCCAACCUGCAGCCGUCUGAUGAGGGGAGGUAUCAGUGCAUGGUUCUGCAGAAGAAGCAACGUAUGGUCGUCUCAAUGCUGGAACUGGUUGUCGGUUCCAUCCCUGAGCCAAAGCUCUCGGUUGUUCAAGGUGAGGACGCUGUCCUGACUGUGCAGUGUGAGCUGAAACACUGCUGGUCAUCGCCACCUGAGAUAAUGUUUCUGGAUGAUCAGGGGAAGGAGAUGAGUGCUGAAAAUUCCAAAACAGUUCCACACUCUGGGGAAUGUUUCAACAUCACAAGGAGAGUGACCGCAGCCAACAGCAUCACAUGCAGAGUUCUCCAUUCUGAGAUGAAUAAGAUCAGAGACACAAAGAUUUACAUACCAGGUACUCUGGAACUUUAA
Molecule: messenger RNA, 730 nt
Organism: Acanthochromis polyacanthus (spiny chromis)
Lineage: Eukaryota; Metazoa; Chordata; Actinopteri; Pomacentridae
Product: butyrophilin-like protein 2
Exons: 3
Coding region: 44-730 (228 amino acids)
Source: RefSeq, a predicted model, not a curated record